AUGACGGAUCCUGUCGCUUCGCCUGAAGACCCCUGGGUCAAGGUGGAGUAUGCCUACAGUGACAACAGUCUGGAUCCCGCUGGGCUUUUUGUAGAAAGCACCCGAAAGGGGAGUGUAGUGUCCAGAGCUAAUAGCAUCGGUUCUACCAGUGCCUCUUCUGUCCCCAACACAGAUGAUGAAGACAGUGAUUACCACCAGGAGUCCUACAAAGAGUCUUACAAGGACCGGCGACGGCGAGCUCACACUCAGGCAGAGCAGAAGAGGAGAGAUGCCAUUAAGAGAGGUUAUGAUGACCUUCAGACCAUUGUGCCCACCUGCCAGCAGCAGGACUUCUCCAUUGGUUCCCAAAAGCUCAGCAAAGCCAUCGUUCUACAAAAGACCAUUGACUACAUCCAGUUUCUGCACAAGGAGAAGAAAAAGCAGGAGGAGGAGGUGUCCACACUACGCAAGGACGUCACGGCCCUUAAGAUCAUGAAAGUGAACUACGAGCAGAUUGUGAAGGCACACCAGGACAACCCUCAUGAAGGGGAGGACCAGGUGUCUGACCAGGUCAAGUUCAAUGUGUUUCAAGGCAUCAUGGACUCCCUCUUCCAGUCCUUCAAUGCCUCCAUCUCGGUGGCCAGCUUCCAGGAGCUGUCAGCCUGCGUCUUCAGCUGGAUCGAGGAGCACUGUAAGCCUCAGACCCUGCGAGAGAUUGUGAUCGGCGUUCUGCACCAACUGAAAAACCAGCUUUACUGA
Elephantulus edwardii (Cape elephant shrew) is the source of this 738-nucleotide messenger RNA. RefSeq names its product MLX, MAX dimerization protein (gene MLX). Gene Ontology annotation, biological process: regulation of transcription by RNA polymerase II. The transcript is spliced from 8 exons. The coding region runs from base 1 to 738 and encodes 245 amino acids. Gene Ontology annotation, cellular component: nucleus. NCBI's taxonomy places the organism in Eukaryota, Metazoa, Chordata, Mammalia, Macroscelidea, Macroscelididae. Gene Ontology annotation, molecular function: protein dimerization activity; DNA-binding transcription factor activity, RNA polymerase II-specific; RNA polymerase II cis-regulatory region sequence-specific DNA binding. The record is from RefSeq and is a predicted model, not a curated record.